GACGAGUUUUUCGCCAGCAUGUUGCGUCGCGGAGGGAGAAGGACUGGGCGCAGGGGCGCCACGUCUUGUACGAGGCGAGUAUGCCGCUCUUGGAUCACUUGACGGUGACUGGGGUCCCGUUCACGUUCUUGCGUCCUCAGGAGGGUACGUUGCGCGCCUUUGCCGCGUUAUCCAGACGGGAUGGCUGUGAGGUGGACGUGAAGCAGAUGGAGUCGUGGUUGCAGAAUGCGGUGCAGAUCUGUCAGCGAUACCUCGGUGUACGUGUGUUGAAGUUCGGGACGGAGGGAGACAGGUAUGUGGCGUCUUGGGACGCGUCGAGAUGAGGAUCGACCAACAGUUCUGGUCGUGUGUCAUAGUCGUCUGGCGACUUCAUCCUUCUGUGGCAGACAGACCUGUGGUACAGCUGGGGUGCCAGAUGGGCCUUCUUGAUCCUGCUGGGCCGCUAGCCCUGGAGAAGACGGGGCCGCUUGUCGCUGGUAUGCAGCGUGUGAGAUGCGACGUUGGGGGAUGAGGAGCAGGUCUCUUCAUACGUUUCACGGUAGUGUAUGUAGCUAGCAGAAUAGGAUGUGCGGUAUGCGUGUAGCAUUGUGAGAG
Molecule: messenger RNA, 594 nt
Organism: Microdochium trichocladiopsis
Lineage: Eukaryota; Fungi; Ascomycota; Sordariomycetes; Xylariales; Microdochiaceae
Exons: 1
Coding region: 81-323 (80 amino acids)
Source: RefSeq, a predicted model, not a curated record